AUGGCUUCAUAUUCAAACAUGAUACCAGAAGUCAAUGUUUUGCUAGUUGAACAUGACACUAAUCAUCUUAUUUCAGCAAAGCAAAUGUUGGAAUUCUUUUCAUAUAAAGUGAAAUGUGUUGAAUAUGCCUCGACUGCUUUAUCGAUGUUAUCAAAUGGGAAGGUUCAGUUUAAUAUUGUGAUGGCAAAUAUCAACUCACCGGACUCAUGCACUUUCAAGCUUCUCCAAGAAGCAUAUAAAAUGGAUUUGCUAGUGAUUUUGAUGUGCGAUAACGAUGAUGAUAUGAUGGCAAGUAGUGCUUUAGAAGAAGGGGCCUUUCUUUUUCUCAAAAAACCAGUUAAAAUGGAGAAUGUAAUGUAUCUAUGGCAACAUGUGUGGAGGGAGAAGACAUGGAAAACUAAAGAAAAAGAACAACUUCGAGAGAUGGUGGCUUACAACACAAUGUGCUAUGGCUUUGCGACUGAAGAAGAAAUUCAAAUGGAAAAUGUUAUGAGUGAUGACAAAGACGACGUUGAAAAUGGGGACAAAUCAAGCAAAAAAGCUAGAAUUAGAAAUGUUUCGAUAGAAUGGACUCAAGAACUCCAUAACAAAUUUAUGAAUGCUGCCAUUCAGCUUGGUGAAGGAAGAUGCUACCCCGAGGAGAUCCUUGAGCUCAUGAACGUACCUGGUCUUACAAGAAUGCAGGUGGCCAGCCAUCUCCAGAAAUGUCGUUCUCGGAGUUGGCGACCACCAGAAGAGCGAAAAAGUCACGCUGUUAAUAACUUGGCAUCGCCCAAGAUCGAGGCUACCAAGCCAAGACCAAGAAAAUAUGGGUCUAUGCCUAUUUUAACCAAACAUUCUGAGCAAAAGAAUCUCCAAAUCCAAGAAAACACAGAGAUAAUUCAAGAUCCACAAAUCUAUGAUCCAAUGAAUAAUAAUAACAUUUUGUUAGAAAAUUAUCCUCAACUUCCUCAGGUUGAACCCCUACAAGAUUUAAGUGGAUACACAUUUGCUCGAGUCAAUGUUGCAGCGCCCUACACAGAACUGCCUGGAACUAAUUCACAAAUAGUGCCUGCAGAUGACCUAUUUAUGUUUGGUUUCAAUAGUGUCACCAGUGAAAACUUACAAGCAGAUAUUGAUCAGCUGUAUUACCCUGGCCAGAUAUCUGUCAACCCUAACAUGCCAAGCACUGAUAAAUGGAGUCUGGUGGCAUCAAAUGGGCAAAUGAGACACAAUGCAGAUCCAAUAUGA
Messenger RNA from Fraxinus pennsylvanica, 1230 nucleotides. NCBI's taxonomy places the organism in Eukaryota, Viridiplantae, Streptophyta, Magnoliopsida, Lamiales, Oleaceae. The record is from the annotation of a GenBank genome assembly.